AUGAUUGAAAGGGGUGGACAGGCAGGAGAGCAAAGAGCUAGAUGAUGCUGGACGUCCUCCAGCCAGGAAAUGAGGAGAGGAGCUGGUACACCUGUGCACGACUGAAGGGGAGGAGCCUAUACACCUGUGCAAGACUGGAGGGGAGGAGCCAGUACACCUGUGCAAGACGGAAAGGGGAGGAGCCGGUACACCUGUGCAUGGCUGAAGGGGAGGAGCCAAUACACCUGUGCAAGACUGGAGGGGAGGAGCCAGUACACCUGUGCAAGACGGAAAGGGGAGGGGCCAGUACACCUGUGCAAGAUGGAAGGGGAGGAGCCGGUACAUCUGUGCAAGACUGAACGGUAGGAGCCGGUACAUCUGUGAAAGACUGAAGGGGAGGAGCCGGUACACCUGUGCAAGAUGGAAGGGGAGGAGCUGCUACACCUGUGCAAGAUGGAAGGGGAGGAGCCACUAC
Messenger RNA from Staurois parvus, 454 nucleotides. The record is from the annotation of a GenBank genome assembly. NCBI's taxonomy places the organism in Eukaryota, Metazoa, Chordata, Amphibia, Anura, Ranidae.